Rhinolophus ferrumequinum (greater horseshoe bat) is the source of this 450-nucleotide messenger RNA. Its product is annotated as secretoglobin family 1D member 2-like. The transcript has 3 exons. The record is from RefSeq and is a predicted model, not a curated record. Bases 70 to 342 code for a protein of 90 amino acids. Lineage: Eukaryota; Metazoa; Chordata; Mammalia; Chiroptera; Rhinolophidae.
GGCUCCUGAGUCCAGCUCCUGUCAUUGCUCAUCUUUUGCUAAAGCUGAAAACUCAAAGCAAAAGAAACCAUGAGGCUGUCCUUUCCUGUCCUGCUGGUCACUCUGGCCUUUUGCUGCUCUGAGGCCAAUGCAAAAGUCUGUCCAUCCCUUCUUAUGAAAUUGAGAAGCUUCAUAAUGGAUCCUACACCAAUUUUCAAGAUUGUUCUUCUGAAAUAUAAUGCACCUCCAGAAGCUUAUCAGGCAGAGUUGGAAGUGAAGAAAUGCAUAAAUCAGAUAUCCUUUUCGGAUAGACGCACAAUGAUAAACAUAAUGUUGAAAAUGGUGUCCACAUGUAACUCCUAGAUUGAAAAAAAUCUUAACACAAGGACCUCUGAUGUUCCAUGAUGACCUGAUUUUCCCCAGAAAAUGUAAAGGUUUCAACAUCUUGCUUCAAUAAAUCACUCGCCCUGC